Schistosoma haematobium is the source of this 3857-nucleotide messenger RNA. RefSeq names its product nucleotide exchange factor sil1. The record is from RefSeq and is a predicted model, not a curated record. The coding region runs from base 491 to 1279 and encodes 262 amino acids. Lineage: Eukaryota; Metazoa; Platyhelminthes; Trematoda; Strigeidida; Schistosomatidae. The transcript has 5 exons.
CGUCUUCGUUACUUGAAGGAUGGACGUUAUUAGACAUGGUGUGGCUGAACUCAAUUCAAAUCUAAAAAUGUCUUGAUAUGACCGCUUCUGAAAAACUUCACGAAUUGUCGAUGUGACGCAUCAAUCAUCUUGCGACAGUUUGACCUUCAAGUGCUCGCAACCCCCAUCCGUGGACGAUACCCCUGGAACGUUGCCCACCUGACGUGUGUUGUGAAUUUGUUCUCACCUGCAUUGUCUUAGCUGAGUGCACUGCAACGUCACGCCUUACUUUACAGUUUUAGAUGGAGGUCAUAUGGGUUUCAAUCGUGGUAUUCCUGCUCAUAGUGACGUCAAAUAGUAAGUCUUACAAGUUCUCCAAUGUCCGGCAGCAAAAAAUUCCAGUGAUUUUGUCCCUCCUCAUAAGUGGGAAGGAGUUACACCCGGCCGGAGUGUCCCACCUGGUCUACACGUUAGACAGAAUUUAAACACCGAGCACAUAAAGGCUAAACUUAUGGAUGUGAUGUCUAACACUUCCAACAUAAUUUCAGGUGAACCUGGGAAACCUGCCAUAAGUGUGUCGACAUAUUCAGGAGCGGAUAACUUGAGAGAGCCCAACACUCAAUCAGUCAGACGCUUUCGUUCAUAUGACGAAUUAAAAAAAGACUUCCAGAAAAUAAACGUGAAUGUCAAGACAGAUCCCGAAAUUAUAACUGAAAUAAUGACUGAAAUAAAACAGGAUAAUUCCUCAGACGAACGAUUAGCAAUACUUUUGGAGGAUCUAUCCUAUUACCUGCACCAGAUUGACAAUGCAAAGAUUUUCUCUAGAAAUGGUUUCGAAACACUCUCAAGGCUUUUGCACCAUCCCAGUUAUGAAGUUAAAAAGGCUUCUUUAAAAGCAAUUAGCGCUGCUACUCAGGGGAAUUCUGAUGUUCAAGUAGUCGCACUUCAAAAUGGUGUGGUUGACCAACUACAUUCUUUUUUGAAAGCAAGCAUGGAUGAGCAAGAUUCGUUGGAAUUCACUACAUUACUAUCAGGAGGAGUGUCAACGUUAAGUGCGUUGCUGCGUAACUUCCCAGUUGCUCAAAAACAGUUCUUUUCAACUUCAGUAAUGUCGCCAUCUGGUUUCGAGCUGCUUGCAAAACUAAGUCGUCUAAAUGUUACAAAUGGCAUUCGAGGCUUGCGGGUUCGAAUCCUGACGCUUUUGACAGAUCUUUACAGUGAGCGGCUUGAUACCCAAAUUGCUUUUGGGGAAGACCCCACAAAAACAAAAAUGGAUGCAUGGAGUAUAUAUGCUAGGUGAGUUCCGACGGAUUCAUACCUGCGCAAAUCUAUUGAUCGCAAUAUUUUUCUUGUUUAAUUCUACUCCUUCUCUUGCGUGAACUCAUGAUUCUUGCUUAUGACUGUAGGAGCAAUAUUAAACACCCUUUCUUCACAAACAUAUGCUCCAAAUGUCUUGUUGUCUCUAACCCAACUCUCGUGUAAAUCGAGUUGGAACAACAAUUUUUACUUUUCGUUAGAUGAUCCGUGAAAUGUUCAAUUUGUAAUGUCAGGUGUUGGUUUGCUAGAUAAACCAGGUACAAAGUCCAUCAGAUCGGCCUGUUCGUGUCACUCACCCAUGUUCAAAGCCAACUACACAUUAUUGUUUUUGGUUGCUGAAUCGAAUCACUGUUAUUAUGUUGCUCGCCUACCUGUUUUAUAUCCAUCUAAUGACAACCGUGCUUAUUCGCUUAUUGAUUUUCCAUUUUAUGACUACCAACAUGUCAGCUGGUUGUGACAUCUAAAACAUCGUAACUUAGUCAACAAUCCGAUCUUUCGUACCCUAAAGUUGAUCGAGUUAUCAUUUAUAAGCUUAUGGAUUUGAUGAUUGUGUUUAUUAAGCUUCGUUAUUUUGAAUUCUGUAGGUUUAAAAAACGGUUUUAAAUGGUAUUGUUUAUAUAAUAUAUACUGUAAUAAUGUAAGUUAGUAUAAUAUAAUGUAUUUAUUGUGGGUGUAUACUAAAGGUGGGUAAAAUAAUAAGGUGAGCGGAUCGAACAUGUGUAGAUAGAUAUGGUCAUUAGCUAAGUAUAGGGUUUGAGUCAUACUUUCGUGCCUGAUACCGCCUGGUUUCCGAAACCAGCGUUAGAUAAAACAAUUCAAACCGGGAAGCCAUUAGGUGACACUUAGCCUCUUAAGCUACCUUCCUAUUUGUGCAUUGAACCCCAUCUACGAAGCUUGUAAUUUCUCUUUGAACUUUUCCUGUCUUGAUCAAGCUGACAAAGGAUAUUGCAUCAAAACCAAUGGAGUGCAACAAGACUAGGCAGGUGGGUGUAGCACUUGUUCUCACCAAAUGAUUCUUUGUGCCUAGUCUUACGCGCGACCCUUGGCUGCGAUAAUUACGAAUUAUGAAAGCUUACCAUUGAAACCCUAGAUAAUCGGAUGAUAACUCACUAAACUAGUUUGUUGAGUUCAGAUUAAUAACCUCCGUGUCAAUGGAAAACAAUGGUUUUGAAAUUAAGUGUUUAACUACCAUAGUCUCAUCUAAUAUUUGUCAUGAAGUGCAAUUGACAAGAUCCCCGAAUCGUAGUUCGCAGGACUGUUUUAAAAGACUUCGGAAUAUCUUUACUUUCGGCUGAAUUGUUAAUCCAAUCCUCAAAUGUGAUAGAGACCCACUACCAGUUUCAUCUAAAUCAUCGAUUACUGUCGUCUUGUGCAAGCUCUGUGUUCAAAUUAAAAACGGAGAUAGGUUCGUUUGUGGUUUAAUUUGACUCAUAGUAUUCUUAAUACUAUUAUAUGAUUUCCUCUUUUCUCACCACAUACCUUUGUAUCACAGUAUCUAUCGAAACACUCCGCUAUAUUUUACCUCACGACCGUUAAGGGUAAGUGAUGUGUAAGCUACUGAUACCUGAAUACAAUUUCCCUCUAAAUGUCGCUAAUGUGACCAAUGAGUACAGAAUAUUAUUAGGAGGUGGACCUACGUCUGCGCUAAACAAAGUGACAGUUAUAAAUUACAUUACUAACCUUAAUAGCUGAUGCUAACUUCAGUAGAAUUAGAUUCGGAAAAUACAUGAGUCGCUAUACAUAGAUUUCACCAACCUAUAAAAUCACUGGCUGUUCUUUCGAUGUCUGACCAAGUCAAUAGAAAUGAACCAUUAAACUACAUGAUAAGACUUUUUAUAACAAAACAAAUAUGGUUUAACUAUACAGUUACUUCAAUCAAAUUGGUUUACGAAAAUAGCAAAGUCUGAACACUACUGAAGGAAAAGUUGCUAGCUCCCAUUAAAGUAUAUUUAUCCAGAGGACAAAUAUUUAUUGCGUAAAAACACAUAUUCUCUUAUUUUCCUACUUUCAGUAUCCCUUUCGAAGAAAACUUUCUAAUGUAUGGAUUUUGCGAAACCCUACAUAUUUCUUUACUUCAAGAUGUUCAAAGGGGUAUGGGAUAUAACGAUUUAAGUGCACCAGUAAACCAUGAUAUACGUGAAAAAGUUAUAACAGCGUGCUUAAAGUUUUUCAACGUAUGUGAUUGGAAAUCACUCAAUUUCUCAAACAAACAAUAUAUUCUAAGCUUAUUGGACUCAAUCAUACACGAGUACAAGCUGCGCUCGAAAAGUGAGACUGAUGACAUUGAUUCUUAUUUCACUGAAAUGCUACUUAAAGCUCAAACGUUCAGGAACAUGUUGGAGCCUUAUGAAUCGCCGAAAACUGACCUGUGAUUCCCUAACGAGCUUCUGUAACACAACAGUUGCAUGCGAUGUACAUACUUGCUUUGAUAUUACAUAUUUUCGCUUUGAAGUUCCCUGUAUUUUGAAACUUAAAUCCAUUUUUCAUUUAAGUACAUUUCUGAUACUUAUAAAACGUUGUGGUAAUUAUUUGGAAAAUAUUCCACUCACAACUUCCCUACA